Molecule: messenger RNA, 681 nt
Organism: Stegodyphus dumicola
Lineage: Eukaryota; Metazoa; Arthropoda; Arachnida; Araneae; Eresidae
Gene: BCAS2
Product: BCAS2 pre-mRNA processing factor
Biological process (GO): mRNA processing
Cellular component (GO): Prp19 complex; precatalytic spliceosome; catalytic step 2 spliceosome
Source: RefSeq, a predicted model, not a curated record
UAAUAUGGUCGAAGAAGAAACACGUAGGUAUCGUCCAACAAAGAAUUAUCUCGAACAUCUGCCGGCUUUAAAUUUGCAUGCAUUUGAAACUGAUGUCAUAAGAACAGAAUUUGAAAGACUACAAGCACGAUUACCUAUGGAAGUAUUAAGUAUGAAAAGGUAUGAAUUGCCUCAACCACCAGGCGGUAAAAUGACAGAUCUGGCGGCAUGGACGGAAUGCGUCGAAAAUUCGAUGGCACAGUUGGAGCAUCAAGCCACUCGAAUUUGCAAUUUGGAACUUAUGUGCAUCUAUGGAUGUGAAGCAUGGAAGUCAUGCAAUACUGUGUUGAUGCAAAUGGUAAAUCAGGCUCAAAAGCAGUUGCAAGACUUAAGAAAGAAAAUUUUAGAAGUUAACUGGCAGAGGAAAAACUCUCAAAAUACGGCUGGUGAAAAGCUACGGAAUUUGGAAUCUAGUUGGGUAGGUCUUGUCAGUAAAAACUACGAAAUUGAAAGAGCUUGUGCCGAAAUUGAGAAAGAAAUAAAUGCACUCGAGAAAAAAAUUGCCAAGAAGAAGACAACAUGAAGAUGUCUUAUUAUGUGGAUAUCUUAUUAUGCAAUCAUUUUGUUAAAACAUGGAUUCCCAUUGUAAAUACCAUUCUCAUUAAGGUAAUUAUUCAUUAAUAAAUUUUGCUUGUAAAUGCA